This is a messenger RNA of Aplysia californica (California sea hare), 1000 nucleotides long. RefSeq names its product fibronectin type 3 and ankyrin repeat domains 1 protein. Gene Ontology annotation, biological process: regulation of apoptotic process. The record is from RefSeq and is a predicted model, not a curated record. Lineage: Eukaryota; Metazoa; Mollusca; Gastropoda; Aplysiida; Aplysiidae. Gene Ontology annotation, cellular component: nucleus. Gene Ontology annotation, molecular function: protein binding.
GGUACGGACGGGUUGCCCAUAGCCGCUACAGCCGCUCUAUUGCCCACCCUCGAGUGAUCUCCUUUAGGCAGUCACUCAUGGUCGACAUUCCGUGAUUUCAGCUUUCCUUUUUAUUCAAAACAAGGUCUUCCCAUUGCCGGACCUUGCUUAGCAAAUAAUUCACACUGACUUUGUGGUUUUGUUUUUCAAUUGUGGAUCUAACAAAGCAAUAUGGCUCAUACUCCAGCCAAUUUGUCAAACAGUCUAGCUUCAGCCUCUCAAAGUUCAGGCAUUUUGAACGAAGGAACUAGAAUGAACAGUCCAACAACAGCGUCGAAAACAUCGGAGACAAAUCGGGGGGUGACAUCUGACAGAAAGCUGAGAAGAAAGAUUUCUAUGACCAGAAUAAGCGUCCCGAAUAUUUCAAAUACAAACAUUGAAACGAAGAGUCCUUUUCAAACAAUGAAAACUUCACCGCAACCGUCAGCCAAUGGAAUUGUAUUCCCCAAAAGUGCUAACCCUUUUUCGAGGAAACCAGAAAACACUUCAGUUUCCUCUGUUCUGACGGUGACUUCAGUAGCUAGACCGGCAAACAGCGCUAACCCAGUCACCAGGUCGAUUGUGUAUCCAUCGUCUCUUCUUCCAACACCAGAAUGUCCAGCCCCUGUUUCAAUCCCAGUGUCAAGUGAAAGCUCUGAGUCGUCCCAAAAAGCAGCAGCCACAGAGGCGAGUUCUCAAAGAAACAGGAAAUCAUCUCAGAGUUCUAAUACAGUCACGUCGGGAUCAUCGAGACCAGGGACAGCUUCCAGCCGAAGGCCUGGAAGCUCAGCGUCGGCAUCGUCGAGGAGAAUACAGUCGGCCAAGAGUUCUCGUCCUUCAUCAAAUAAGAACACACCAGAAGACGAUGAAAGGAGAGAUUCAGUGACUAACACGCCUACCCCUGGACCGAUGGAGCAUCCUCCACUGAUGAUGUAUGAGAGUCUUCCCUCGGCCUAUGACCUAUUAUGGGAUUCAUCAGAAG